AUGGAGAAAACGCUGAAGGACCACCUUGUGGACACCCUCAACGAGCUAGUCAAAGAGCAGUUUAACAGGUUCAAGGACAAGCUGGGAGAAACACGGUUCCAGGGGCGCAAGAUCGCCAGGGGGAAGCUUGAGGAAGCGACAAGCCUGGAAGUAGCGAGUUUGUUAAUCAGCACCUACAGCAAAAAGUACGCCGCUGAGAUCACCGUAUCGAUAUUGAGAGCCAUAAAUGAGGUACAGCUAGCCGAAGAGUUGGGGGAAAAAACUGGAGCCGAAACUCAUCUAGAAGAUUUGCUGUGCAUGCUGGGACUGGAGAACUGCUUCCCAGGCAAGAUUACGUUGAGUACUGUCCUUGAGAUCGGUACAGAGAGUAUUACAGAUGAACCGAUUCAGUCACUGAAAAAACUCCCCUGGUGCUUUCUGAAAAGUCUCAUGAUGGUAAAUGUGACAGCUUGGAGUACCAAGUGCAGUGCUGCUGAGACAGAUACAGACUCGAAAUUGCAAGACCUUGACAGUGUUCUUGAACUUAUAGCUAGUAAUGAUGAUCAAGACACAAAUAUAAUCAAUCCACUUGAUCUCUUGGCAGCAGUCUUUCUGUGCUCAGACAGCUUCCUGCAGCAGGAAAUGAUGUCAAAAAUGUCGAUGUGCCAGUUUGCUGUACCUCUUUUGCUCCCUGACUGCAGCACCAGUCAGUGUACAUUAAUGCUGUGGGCCAUGCGAGACAUUGUGAAGAAGUUUAGACCCCGUUCAUUAGCCGACUCAAAAGGGUUUGUAGAAGACAGUAUAGUCAGCACUGCCAUGCCAAUGAUCUCUUUUGUCAGGCUGGGUGACUGCAGUUUAUCAAAGUCUCAGAUUCUGAAUCAGGUUCUCAGUAACCCCCAGCAGUACCAUGAUUUCUUUACCCAUCGUGACAUGGAAUGUGGAAAUGUUCCACGGAGAAUUUCAAACGGUCUAGUGGAAAUAGGUUGGUACCUUCCUUGUGGAAAGAAAAACUUGGACAUCUUUCCAGAACCUGUAGCUGUUGGCAACCUUCGUGGAGAUCUCCUUUCCUUUCAGAAUCAGUUUUCCAUUUUAUGUCAGACAUCCUCGGCAGUCUUCAUAUUUUUUGACAGUAUUGCGGACAGCGCGUGCAAUCUCUUGUCCUCUGCAGGAAAUAUUAAAGCCCAAUUGUAUUUGGUUGCAAAUUCUCAGAGUGUGUUACACCAAAAUGUAAUACCUCUAAAAAACUUGGCUUCAAAAUUAAAAAUAAGUAGUAGUCAUAUUCGAUUGAAGAAUAAGCAGACCAAUGAUGCAGAGUUUGUGUCAAAACUGCGCUUAACUAUGAAUGACAUCAUGGAAAACUGUCAACACAAAAUGACUAUUGAAGGCAUGUCUGCUGAAGCACAUGAAUUGGGGAUUCCUGUAGAUGAAGACUGCACUAAAUGUCAGAACGCUAAGACAAGUGCUGCAGAAAUCACAUCUAGAAUCAACGAUGUGGUGCGAUAUAAAGAGGAUCAGUUGCCAUUGCAAGGGAAGCUUUGGAAGGAGCUGGCUAAAAUAGAAAAGGAGGAGUGCAGACUACGGAAGGCAGGAGACAAGCCUAUUGAAGAAUAUAAAGCCAAUCUGCAAAGAGAAAAACAGAAACUGAGACAACAGCAAAGCAGUUAUAGUAUGUCUGAAGCAAUGGGAUGUUUCAUCGCUGCCAUAUCCAAUGAAAGCAAAGAAGAACGAUCCUAUUUUCUAAAGUGGAUGAGGAUGAACUUGGAUGGUACGGCACGAAAGAAACUUUCUGGUCUUCGUGAUGAAUACAAAGACAAGUGUUGCAAGUUCUCAGAGAACAAAGAGAUAAUUGCAACCCUGGAUAGACAAAUAUCAGACAGCUCUUUAGGAAUGGAACAUUUCAUGCGUGAGAUGGGGCAGCUUUAUGAAGCAUCAUGCUUCCUUUCUGACAAUGCUGAAUCUCAUCAGCAGUUUCAACAUCUUCCCAGUUUGGGGGCUGAUCUGCUGUUGGAUGGCUUCCCUCUUGAGCUGGUGGAUGGAGAUGCAUCAAAUAUCCCUGUAAGGUGGGUGACUGAUGUUCUAACUGAGCUCCACAGGAAAGUCCAACACAAGAGCAGGCUGCUGGUUGUAACAGUGUUGGGAGUCCAAAGCACUGGGAAGUCUACCCUCCUCAACACAAUGUUUGGGGUUCAGUUUUCAGUUAGCAGUGGCAGAUGCACGAGAGGAGCCUUCAUGCUGUUAAUCAGAGUCAAAGAGGAUCUUAAAGAAGAGCUGAACUGUGAUUUUAUCUUGUUAAUCGACACUGAAGGUCUGAAAUCUCCAGAACUGGCAGAACUAGAAGACAGCUACGAACAUGACAAUGAGCUUGCAACACUGGUUGUAGGUUUGAGUGACGUCACCAUAAUAAACAUUGCAAUGGAGAACUCCACAGAGAUGAAGGAUAUCCUACAGAUCGUGGUGCACGCCUUUCUUAGAAUGGACAAAAUGGGGAAGAAACCAAACUGUCAGUUUGUGCACCAGAAUGUGGGGGAUGUGUCUGCUCAUGACAACAAUGCAAGGGACAGGAAUAAGCUUCUAGAACAGCUGAAUGAGAUGACACAGGAGGCUGCCAGGAUGGAGAAGAAGGAUACUGACAGAAAAUUCACUGAUAUAAUGGAGUAUGAUCCAGAGAAAAAUAACUGGUACAUCCCGGGCCUGUGGCAUGGCAUUCCACCAAUGGCUCCAGUGAACACAGGCUACAGUGAAGCUGUGUAUGAGUUCAAGAAGAGUUUGAUUGAAGUGUUAAAAAGCUGCAAAUUCCAAACACUUAAAGAGUUCCUGGAGUGGACAAGAAGUUUGUGGAAAGCUGUUAAAUAUGAGAACUUCAUCUUCAGCUUCAGAAACAGUCUAGUGGCUGAGGCUUACAGUAACCUGUGUGUUGAAUUUAAUAAAUGGGAAUGGGCCUUCCAAAAGCACAUGUACAACUGGCUGGAGAAAGCAAAGACAAGGAUUUCAAAUACCAAAAACCAGUCCUCAAACCUUGAUGAGUUUCUCAGAAGUUUACAAGCAGAGGCAUUUCAAGAAUUGAAAUCACAAGAAACAACAUCUCUGGAGAAACUGACUAAAUACUAUGACAGUAAGGAGGGACAUGUUAAUCUUGUAGAAAGCUACAGAGCCACCUUUGAGAGAAGCAUUAAAACUCUUAGGAUUGAAACUGAAAACUCUGUGACAAACAAGUUGACAGCAGCGAUUGAUUUUCAAAAAGGAAUGAAGAAAGUACAUGAUGUCAAUAAAAAACAUAAAGCAAUAUUAGAGGAAAGAGUAUUGCAACUGCUAGGAGACUGCAGGGAACGAAAUAAGGAUUUAUCUGAGAAGCAGCUGAAACAGGAAUUUGAAAAGAUGUGGGAGGACACAGUGAAGAGACUGGACUUUAAAGGUGUAGAGAAAAGAGAUAUGGGAUUAGAUGUUUAUAAUCAAUUGAGAAAACAAUUAAAAAGAAAUGUAGGUGCAGUUAACAUGGUGUUAAAUGAGGCCACAGAUCUGACUGAAUAUGGAAAAACACAGUUUAAUGUAACUGAUAAACACUUUGAUCCCGUAUGGUGCAAAAAACACCACGCUGAUCCCAUGGACCUGUCAACAAACCCCAAAGAGGAAGCAGAGGCGAUGGUGAAAUCUGUAACAGAACAGUGCAUGGAGUUUGUAGCAAACAAAAAAAGGAGUAAAACUAACUACCAUGAGACCUACACCAGAGAGCUGUUAGAAAUGAUAGAUGUCAAGCUGAAGGGAAUUGAGAAGCUCCAGACCAACGCCCAGUUUGAGGUUGAUCUGAAGCUGCACAUCUGUGGGUUUGCUGCCAGGGAAUUCCAGCAGAUGCACGAAGAUUUCAUUAAAGUCAAUGACCCUCUGAACCAUCUGGAAAAGUUCAGGCCGCAGUACUGUUCUGACUUCAUAGAUCUUUACCAUGAGAAGGACCAGAGCCAAAAGAAGGCUGGAGAAUUCACUGAGCGCUGCCUCAAGCCUGCAGUGAGGGAGUAUGUCAACAAAGCCCUUGGGUUAGAUAUUGUGGAUGAAAUGCUGACUGGUGCAGACUCUGUGAAAUACAGCACCCGGUCAUAUUUCCAGCAUUCCAUUCUGAAACAGCUGCUGGAUGACAAUAAUUUUACAAAGUAUGUGGAAUACAGUAGAAACUAUGAAGGUUUUGUCAAGGGUUGGAUAUUGAAUCGUAUUAUUGAUCAUUUUUCCAAGAGUAAAGCCCUUUCAGAUUUAGAAGUGAAACAUUUUGAAGCAAUAACAAAAAAAAUACAAGCAGCCAUUGAAAAAGAAAAGAAGACUUUAACAAAGAGCAAAACCAUUUUAACGCUUCUUAAAAAGAUCUGCAGUAAUUUAAACAGUGACAUUGUGAUUUCCACAGACAACCUUGGAUUAACACUUAUCCAGGACAAAGCAAACACCCAAGAGUUCACUGAAUAUCUUCAGAAGAGUGUGAAUGAAAUGAAGACAUCUCUAAGAGUUUCUCAAGGGUGUGAUAUCAAUGAAAAACUAAAUAAUCUACCCUUCAAGCUGCAGGAUGAGCUGUUCAAGAGGGUGAUUAGCUGUGUGGAGCAGUGUCCGUUCUGUAAGGUCCCCUGUGAGGCAAGAGGCAAGGACCACGAACAACACCACGCAUCCGUGCAUCGACCCCUGGGGCUCGCUGGGAAUAAACAGGGUUCUGACAAACUAUCUGUAACAAUUUGUACAACACUUGUAUUAAGUGAGGAUACAUUCUGUAAUAAAGAUACAGCAUGGAGGGCUCAUCCCUAUAAAGACUAUUGGAGAGUCUACCUUGACUGGAACAUUCCCACGGAUCCCUGUAUUGAAGCCUCUGACUACUGGAAGUACGUGCUGAUGACAUUUAAUGAACAAUUUGCAAAAGAGUAUCAUGCAAAGCCUGCUGAUAUCCCUAAGGAAUGGAAAAGCAUAACAAAGAGACGAGCACUGAAGAGUUUAAAUGAGGAGUUUAACAUGAAGUGAAUAAUCGACAGUACUGAAAGUAUUCUCACACAAUAAUCACCCUGGAUGUGGCCUCGGAACAGACACUAAAUCUAAGGACAUGUUUUACCGUGCGAUGUACGGGUCUGUUAGGGUUGCUGGUCUGCCUGCAGAUCUUUGUAAUGCGGAACCUGCUGAAAUCCCUAAACAUUGGAGACACAAAACCAAAGAACCAAGCGGACCUCCGUUUAAAAGAGAUGAUUGGGCAUUCAAUAGAAAUUAAUAGAAAUAUACAUUACAUAGAAAUAAGCAUCCUGUUUAAUACUGUAGCGUGCAAAAAGCAAUCCGAUGAAAGAGUAUUUCUCAUAGAAUUGAAUUAAAGAACACGUUUAGAAUGCUGAGGGGUCGGAAUCAUUGUGAAAGAAAUAAUCUAAUCAAAUGCAUUUCCUGUUGUGAAAUAUAAAGACUAUUCCAUUUAAAAUGAUGUGUUAAUUUUACUGCCUGGGAAUUAUCAGUAAAUUCGAAUCUAUGAAACUAAUGCGUCUUUUUUCUGGUAAAAAUGUGUUUAUUUCACGGUUUAAAAAAUAGUUAUUUCAAGAUAUUUCACAAUUUUCAAAUCAUUAAUAUUAAUGAAAACAGGGGGGUUAACAUAAUACACUCCACGGCAUAUUAUUUCUAAACUGUAAACUUUUCAGACGAUGUCUCCUGAGGAUUUCCUUCUGUGUCACAUUAAUCAUUUCUUGCUUGUCUGUAUAACUUCACCAGAACGCUCGUUCUUUCUAAUCUCUUCGAAUGUAUGGCAAAUCAAAGUUUAAUAUGUCUGCAAGUUGAUUUCAACAAAUAUGAUCUGUUUAAAAAAACAAAAACAACACCUGUAGAUCUUGUUCCCAUGUCUGCUUUGCACCGGCUGUAUGUUAAUAAAGAGAACUUCUACCCAGAGAUGAGACUCGCUGUGUAAUCGUGUUAUUCAGCCAAUGUGUGAUAAUGACA
This is a messenger RNA of Acipenser ruthenus (sterlet), 5913 nucleotides long. Its product is annotated as up-regulator of cell proliferation-like. NCBI's taxonomy places the organism in Eukaryota, Metazoa, Chordata, Actinopteri, Acipenseriformes, Acipenseridae. The record is from RefSeq and is a predicted model, not a curated record. Bases 1 to 4965 code for a protein of 1654 amino acids. Gene Ontology annotation, molecular function: GTP binding. The transcript is spliced from 2 exons.